UAGAUUUCUGCAAAAGAUGUCAGAGACAACAAAGGCAGCUGCAAGGAAAGAAGAAAAAACAGAAGCAGUAGCUGCAGGCGGUGCAGUCAUAAUAAUAAGAACAGACUCACUCACUCAUUCACAGCACAUAGAGAAAUAGAGAGGAGGUGGCAGUGCGAGCCAGAACAAGGAUAUCAUCAGAGCCAUUAGUAUCUAUUUAUCCAUCUCUCUUAUCUAUCAUCCAUGCACAGAAGAAGAUUCUGCCCUUUGGGAGAAAAAAGAAAAAACUAUCAAUCAGCCCCAACAUAUAGAACCAAUCCUCUCCCUUUUUCUGUCUUUGUUUGAAGUCUGUUGAGCUCUUGUUCUUUAUUUAUCAGAGUGUAGAAGAGAAACUUAUAUUCUUCUCUUUUGUCUGAAUCACAAGAAUGAUGAAUACUGCAAGAAAUAGGCCUCCUUUCACAGCUUCUCAGUGGCAAGAACUUGAACAACAAGCUCUUGUUUUCAAAUACAUGGUCUCAGGGACACCGAUCCCACCUGAUCUCAUUUACUCCAUCAAAAGAAGCCUAGACUCAUCAAUAUCUUCAAGGCUUUUUACUCACCAUCCCGGUGUGGGAUGGGGAUGUUUUGAGAUGGGUUUUGGGAGAAAAAUUGACCCAGAGCCAGGAAGGUGCAGAAGAACAGACGGCAAGAAAUGGAGAUGCUCAAAGGAAGCAUACCCAGAUUCAAAAUACUGUGAAAAACACAUGCACAGAGGAAGAAACCGUUCAAGAAAGCCUGUGGAAGUUCCUUCAUCAACAAGCAGCAUUACCACAAACACCUCGCAAGCAAUCUCAUCAUAUAGCCUUAACAGAGGCCUUUCCAUGAUGAGCAACAACCCAAACAACAACACCCCCUCAAUCUCUUCUUCUUUCCCUUUCUCUGAAUCAUCAUCCCAGUAUCCUUACCAAAAUUCUUCUCUUAAUCCCUUCUUUUACACCAACUCAACCUCUACGAGACCUCCUGAUUCUGAUUUCUCAUCUCAUAGCAACACUACCCAUCAGCUAUUUUUGGACUCUGGAUCUUAUUCCCAGGACGAGAAAGACUACAGAAAUAUUCAUGUGGACGAAAGGGCAUUUUUCCCAGAAGCUUCAGGGUCAGCUAGAGGCUUCCCUGACUCGUACCACCAAUUAUCUAUGGGCUCCUACAAUAAAUCCUAUUCAAACUCUCACCAGUUUCAAAGCCUCAAUGAUAAUGACAGUAAUCCAAGGCAACAAGAAGAAGAGCAACAUUGUUUUAUUCUAGGCACUGACUUCAAAUCACCCAGACCAGGCAAAAGCGAGAAAGACACUGGUACUGAAACUACCCAGAGACCACUUCACCACUUCUUUGGGGAUCAGUGGACUCAAAAGAACACGGAUUCUUGGCUUGAUCUUGCUUCCAACUCCAGAAUUCCCACAGAUGAAUGACGUUUUGGUCAUGUGUGAUAGUGGAUACGGCCAGGAGAGAGAUAAAGAGCGCGCGCGCGAGAGAGAGAGAGAUGGUGAUAAAGAUGAAAGGUCUGGUGGCUAGGGGAGCUUACCUUUGAUAAAGCAGAGAUGUUUAUUAUGGAGGAAUGUGGGGGGCCACACAUGGAUUUGUGUCUUUACUUUAGGUUGAUAUCUAAAUAUACUUUCUUGCUUCCCUCUGAAGAAAACAUGUCUCAUAUUUGCCAACUGUGUGUGUGUGGUGAGGUUUGUUUGACUGAGAGUGAGUGGACUGGAGGGAAAUUAAAGGAAGGAAGCAUCUUCAGUUUGUAGUU
Neltuma alba is the source of this 1756-nucleotide messenger RNA. Its product is annotated as growth-regulating factor 5-like. Gene Ontology annotation, cellular component: nucleus. Gene Ontology annotation, molecular function: ATP binding. The record is from RefSeq and is a predicted model, not a curated record. Lineage: Eukaryota; Viridiplantae; Streptophyta; Magnoliopsida; Fabales; Fabaceae. The transcript has 4 exons. Bases 405 to 1424 code for a protein of 339 amino acids. Gene Ontology annotation, biological process: regulation of DNA-templated transcription; DNA-templated transcription; developmental process.